GUCUCUGUGGGAACGUCACUCUGUGUGUGAGGUGAGUGUGUGAAAAAAGAAAGCGACAAGUAACCGGCGGUGAAGUUCCCUCCUUCCCCCUCCCUCACAAGAAACUGCUGCAGCCAUGUCGGGCCGAUCGGUCAGAGCCGAAACCAGGAGCCGGGCAAAGGAUGACAUCAAACGGGUUAUGGCCGCCAUUGAAAAAGUACGGAAAUGGGAAAAGAAAUGGGUAACCGUUGGGGACACUUCCCUUAGGAUCUACAAAUGGGUGCCUGUGGCAGAACCUAAAGUAGAUGAUAUUGAUUUGAAAGUGACAGAUGAGAACUCUGGACUCCUGAGGCGGACAAAACCCUGUGGAAAAAAAACCAAGAAUAAGAAAAAGUCUAAGGAUGAAAAAUGUGGCUCUGAACUCACUACCCCUGAAAAUAGCUCUUCUCCAGGAAUGAUGGAUAUGCAGGAUGAAAACAGCAACCAGAGUUCCAUAGCGGAUGCCUCACCAGUAAAGCAAGAGAACAGUAGUAAUUGCAGCCCUGCACCUGAGCUGGGCUUACCCUCACAAACAGAUGGCACUGAAGUCAAAUCUGAAGAGGUUCAUUCUAAUGCCAGUGAGCCCCACGAUUCUGAAGUUACUUCAGGACAAAAUUCCCAGUCAUCAGUUGAAAGCUCACUAACCAAUUCAGAGAAAGCGGAUAAUCAAUCCUCUGGGGAUAAAGAAAUAGCUACAGAGGGAUCCAAAAAUUCUCAGGAUUUAGAUGAUGGAGCCCCGCCUUGCAAAAAAGUUAAAGGAGACGGUUCUCAGCAAAACACUGAGACAAACUAGACUUGCUCUAUUUAAAUGUAUUUCUUUGGGUUCAGUUUACUGUAAGGUACAUUGGUUAUCUUAACUAUAGGACAGCCUUACUUGCAUCUUCUCUUGAAAGAGAAAAGGACUUUUUACGGUUUUAACCUACAAAGCAAAAAUCCAACCAUGCCUGGGAAAGGAGACCAGGACUUCAAAGAAACUGAAAAAACUUUUGAGCACUCAAGACUGCCAGUGACUUUGAAGGGGAUUAAGUAAACACUCAGGAGGGUCUACGCACUGUUUUCUGUAGUCAAUUUUACAUGUAUUGCUGCUGUAUAUAUAUAUUUUUUUUCCAUUUCUCUAUUUAACAUGUAUGAUAUUUAAAAUAUGGUACCAAGUUGGUUUUAACCUUCAUGUGAAUUUUUAUUUGUUUUUGCUUUGGUUUUUUGUGCCUUGUGCCCUAGAUUUGAUUUGCAUACCUACCAAUUCACAAUGCCACGGUAAAAUCAAAUAAUUGUAGCAAUGUUAGAAGUGGUAACAAGCCAUUUUCACCUCUGAUAUAACCAUUUUUAUUUCUUUAUUCAUUAUUUGUGGAUGCCUUCAUUUUCAAGACUAUGAUUAUUGUUGAUACAUUCCAAAAUCCGCAUCUGAAACUUGUUUUAAUCUUUGGCAUAUGUUACAGAAAUCAGACUCUUAAAUGUCUCACUUUUGGGAAACUAAAUGUUACAGACCAAUGAUGGUUUACACAACAUUGUGGAUUUCUGUAAACAAAUAUCAAUUUGUGUUUUGCAUUCAGUUCCAAGAUCAAGUGUUAAUCCAAGUAGUAUCAUGUUCUGUAAUAAACGGCUACUUUUUAGUAAA
Molecule: messenger RNA, 1633 nt
Organism: Bombina bombina (fire-bellied toad)
Lineage: Eukaryota; Metazoa; Chordata; Amphibia; Anura; Bombinatoridae
Gene: BCL7A
Product: BAF chromatin remodeling complex subunit BCL7A
Exons: 7
Coding region: 116-811 (231 amino acids)
Source: RefSeq, a predicted model, not a curated record